AUGGCACCAUCCAAACCUCCCAGUCCCGCCCCGCCAUCCGCGCAACAACCAGCUUUGCCAAACAUCCCAGCCCCCGAUUACACAAAUCCAUCAUUCGACCCUGUCGACUACCUGAACGAUGUCCUCCCCCCACUGGCGCUUCCCGCACAAUCACAAACUCAGAGUUCGCGCGGUGGUGUAAAUCUCACAGACCUUUCCACCCGCGUCCAGUCUAUCCUCACGCAAACGAACGCACAAAACAUCCGAUACUCUACGGCCCUGACGACGCUUGCCGAUGAGAUCCUCCGCAGCGGGAACCGGCUCGUGUACGAGGUUGAAGUCCUCCGCGGCGAGACGAUAACAUUAUCAGAUUUAUUGACGGAGGGGCUUGCUGCCGAGAUUGCGCGGUUCACAGUUGCCCCGGGGUCGAGUCCGGAGUCUACAAGCGGAGCGAAGCUCAAACAAGAGGAGACGGAGAAUGCAGGCACGGAAGACGCAAAGGAGGACUCUACAAGAAAAAUCGAAGAGCCAGACUAUAUAAUCAACCUCCGAACGCUGAAUCAAGUGCGAGCGCGACUGGAAGACGUGGUGCAGACCUUUGGAGACGCGAUGGAGUGGCCGCUCCCGCCCUCCGAAACCUCCCUCGCCUCCUCGUUCAUCUCGGUUUCCGCGCCGGAGCCGGGUCCCGAUGCCCAUAGCAGGGAAGAGAAGGGACAGGAAGUGGCGAGGAAGUUCCGCGCGGAGAUCUCGGAGCUGCUGGAUCGUGAGGGGGUUGAGGCUGCGACACGCAGGGUUGAAGGUCUACGGGCACUGGCGUUGGUGUGGAAGGGGACGGCGGAGGAGAAGGCUAGGACGAGGUUUGUGGAGGGGUUGGCGAAGGUGGUGGAGGAGCGGCAGAGGGUGAUCGAGGCGGCGGCGGCGCCCUCACAGCAGGCUUCUACUUCUGGUCCUGCGAGGGGGCAUCAGAGACAGGAGAGUGAGGGGCCUGGAGGCGGGAUCUUUAGGAACUUGCAAAGAUUACGGGAGGAGAUUUAUCUGGAGUGA
Messenger RNA from Aspergillus calidoustus, 1023 nucleotides. Lineage: Eukaryota; Fungi; Ascomycota; Eurotiomycetes; Eurotiales; Aspergillaceae. The record is from the annotation of a GenBank genome assembly.